Messenger RNA from Sporothrix brasiliensis 5110, 1380 nucleotides. Its product is annotated as phospholipase C. Gene Ontology annotation, biological process: phospholipid catabolic process. NCBI's taxonomy places the organism in Eukaryota, Fungi, Ascomycota, Sordariomycetes, Ophiostomatales, Ophiostomataceae. Gene Ontology annotation, molecular function: hydrolase activity, acting on ester bonds. The transcript has 2 exons. The record is from RefSeq and is a predicted model, not a curated record. The coding region runs from base 1 to 1380 and encodes 459 amino acids.
AUGCUGACCAACUCUCUCACGGGCCUGCUGGCCCUCGCGGCCGUGGCGGCUGCCAAACACCCGUCGCCUUGCAAGCCCAACGGCUCGGAGGCUGUCAAGAACAUGAAGGAGCACAUCAAGGCCGUGGUGCUGCUGGUGCUCGAGAACCGCUCGUUCGACAACAUCCUGGGCGGCCAGACGCUGCGCGGCCUCGACAACCCGUACCACAACGGCCCCUACUGCAACCCGCUCAACCUGACCAACCCGGCGCUGGGCCAGGCCUGCACCACGGCCCGCGACUACGACUCCAUUGCCGACGACCCGGACCACGCCGUCUACGGCAACAACAUUGAGUUCUACGGCACCUUCAACCCCAGCAACGACGACAUUGCGUCGGGCAAGCUGGUCCCCAAGCAGAACGGCUUUGUGCACGAGCAGCUGCGCCUGUACGACGCCAAGGUCAACAGCACCACGCUGUCGGAGCAGGUCAUGAACUACUACACCGAGGCGCAGGUCCCGACGCUCACGGCCCUGGUGCAGAACUUUGUCACCUUCAACUACUGGCACUCGGCCAUUCCCGGUCCCACCGAUCCCAACCGUCUGGCCCUCGUGGCGGGCAGCUCUUUUGGCCACGGCAAGAACGACGCGCAGUUCAAGGCCAAGGGCUUCAACGAGCGGUCCAUCUUCCAGUCGCUGACCGAGAACGGCUACGACUGGCGCAACUACCACGACCCGGCGGGCGGCACCGGCCCCGAGGCCUCGUGGUUCCAGUGGACCUACGACGCCGGCCUCGACAAGAACGUCGUCAACCUCGACCGCUUCUACGUCGACGCCGCCGCCGGCAACCUCACCAGCUUUAGCAUCCUCAACCCGUCCUGCUGCGGCGUCGACACCACCUCCAUGCACCCCACGGGCCUCGUGUCGCUGGGCGAGGGCCUCAUCAAGGACGUCUACGACGCCCUCCGCGCCGGCCCCCAGUGGGAGGAGACCCUCUUCAUCAUCACCUACGACGAGACCGGCGGCUUCCACGACCACGUCGCGCCGCCCCUCGCCCCCAAGCCCGACAGCCUCGCCUACACCGCCACCACGCCCUCCGGCCAGGACUACACCUUUGACUUUGACCGCCUCGGCGGCCGCAUGCCCACCUUUUUGAUCUCGCCCUGGGUCAAGAAGGCCCACGUCGAGGGCCUCGGCAAGAACGCCGCCGGCGAGACCGUCUCCUACUCGGCCACCUCCAUCCUGCGCACCCUCGGCUACCUCUUUGACUUUGAGCCCUACAACCCCCGCGUCGAGUGGUCGCCGUCCUUUGAGGGCCUCAUCACCAAGAAGGCGCGCACCACCAUUGAGGAGCUCCCCGAGGGCAACCCCUUCCGCGUCAAGGCCAAGCGCUUCCGCAAGUAA